Messenger RNA from Lathyrus sativus (Indian pea), 1359 nucleotides. The record is from the annotation of a GenBank genome assembly. Lineage: Eukaryota; Viridiplantae; Streptophyta; Magnoliopsida; Fabales; Fabaceae.
AUGGAAUCAAAGGUUGACAACAAAAAAGAGUAUUCUAGCGAUGACGAUGAAGCAUCACCGCGAGCCGUACUAGACACCCCUGAGUCAGACAACAGUAGAAGCAGCAGUUUCAGCUUUGAUUCAUUGGAGAAGUCACCUUCACCGCCGCCAAUAGAAAAAUCAGAUGGUGGAAAAGAAAGCCAAGUGCAGCAAUGGAAAACAAUGGUGGAUGUUUUUAGGUUUAAAUCAGUGAGAAAAUUAACGGCUAUUCCUCUGUUUACUAUGGCUACGAACGAAAUAACUAGGAAAGGUUUCGGUAAGAAAUUGGCUCGGAUUCGAAGUGCGGAAGAAGAUAUUGAUAUUGGGGCUAUUCCUACCAAACCUUCUUGGAGGAACUUUGAUUAUGCAGAACUUGCUGCUGCUACUAAUGAUUUCAAUUCUGAGAACUUGGUUGGAAAAGGUGGUCACGCUGAAGUAUACAAAGGACAAUUAUCAGAUGGUCAAGUUGUAGCUGUUAAGAGACUAAUGAAGAACGACAAGGAUUUCGCCGAUAGAGCAGGCGAUUUCUUGACUGAGCUUGGAAUCAUCGCGCACAUAAACCACCCCAAUGCAACACACCUUGUUGGGUUUGGUAUCGAAAAAGGCCUCUACUUUGUCCUACAAUUAGCACCAUAUGGAAGCCUUUCUUCUUUGCUCUUUGGUUCUGAAUGCUUAGAGUGGAAGACAAGGUACAAGGUAGCUAUCGGAGUAGCCGAUGGAUUGGAUUAUCUUCAUAAGGAUUGUCCGAGACGAAUCAUUCACAGGGACAUCAAAGCCUCCAACAUAUUACUCAAUGAUAAUUAUGAAGCUGAGAUAUCUGAUUUCGGACUUGCAAAAUGGCUCCCAAAUAAUUGGGCACACCAUGUUGUUUUUCCUAUAGAAGGAACAUUUGGAUAUUUGGCUCCGGAGUACUUUAUGCAUGGUAUUGUGGAUGAGAAGACUGACGUGUUCGCGUUUGGCGUUUUGCUACUAGAACUUAUAACAGGUCGUCGCGCAGUUGAUUCAGAUAGUAGACAAAGUCUUGUGAUUUGGGCCAAGCCACUGCUUGAUUCAAACAAUGUCAAGGAACUAACAGAUCCCAGAUUAGAAGAGAAUUAUGAUCCUAUUGAAAUGAAGCGUUCCAUGGCGACGGCUUCCUUGUGCGUCCACCAUUCAACCUCCAAGCGUCCGUUCAUGAAACAGGCUGCGCGGCUAUUGAAGGGCUUGGAAACAAUUUUAGAUUCCAAGCAGAACACAGGUUCCUCAAAAUCACUCAUGUUAGAGGCAUGUGACCUAGAGGAUUACACUUGUUCAAAUUACUUGAAGGACCUAAACCGCCAUAGGGAACUAAUCAUGGAGUGA